This is a messenger RNA of Chinchilla lanigera (long-tailed chinchilla), 2167 nucleotides long. RefSeq names its product synapse differentiation inducing 1-like (gene Syndig1l). Lineage: Eukaryota; Metazoa; Chordata; Mammalia; Rodentia; Chinchillidae. The coding region runs from base 59 to 772 and encodes 237 amino acids. The record is from RefSeq and is a predicted model, not a curated record. Gene Ontology annotation, cellular component: intracellular membrane-bounded organelle; membrane. The transcript is spliced from 3 exons.
UUCGGUGAGAACUGCUCAGCUGGCCCAGACUCCCCUCCUCAGCAGCUGUCCCCAGAACAUGGAGAGCCUGAGUGAACUACAGAACCCGCUGCUGCCCCGGAGCCCCGGCCCCCUCCACGGUCCCUAUUCCUACCCUGAGGCCCCACCCAGCUGGUCCUGCCAGGAGAAGCUCUACUCCUACCUCCUGGGCAGUGCUGACCCUGCUCGCGCCCACCAGCUCCUGGACCCAGGGUCCUUGCAGCUGGCCAUGGAGGCCUGGUAUCGGCCCAGCUGCCUACUGGGGAGGGACAAGGUCAAGGACCCCAGAGCAGCAAGCUGUGAGACCAGCUUCACGGAGGCCAAGGAGCCCCCGGCAGGACCCACAGAGCAGUGCCCAGAAGCCAGCCAGGCUGAGGAGGACGUCGCCAUCCAGACCGUGUCCUCUGGGGUUCAGGAGGAGCUGCAGAGCCAGGAGGACGAUGAGGAGGAGGAGACUGACGCGACCUCCACAGAGAGCGAAAGUGAGGACAGCUUCCGCACGCUGCCCCCCCGGGACCACCUGGGGCUCACCCUGUUCUCCAUGCUGUGCUGCUUCUGGCCGCUGGGCAUCGCUGCCUUCUACUUCUCCCAGGGGACCAGCAAGGCCAUCUCCAAAGGGGACUUCCGCCUGGCCAGCUCCACCUCCCGCCGGGCCCUCUUCCUGGCCACGCUCGCCAUCGCCGUGGGGGCCGGUCUCUACGUGGCCGUGGUAGUGGCUCUAGCAGCUUACAUGUCCCAGAACGGCCACGGCUAGCGCCCACCAGUAGGGCCAGCAUCUCGAUUCCCCGGCCCCCCUGAGGAAGCGGUGGGGCUCAGGGCUGCAGAUCCAUGCAGAGUGCUGGGCCUCAGAGAAAACCCGGGGGGUGGCUUGUGGGGGUUCCCGGUCUGCACCCUGCAGAGACCGACCUUCCCUUCUUCUCACCAGAGCAGACCAGGGGCCCCACUUCCAGCCCAGGCCACCAGGGAGCAGCAGACAGGGCCGCCCACCAGGCCGCCCCACAGGGCCUGGCCCAGCCUGUCCCGCCGUUCCUCAGGCUCUCCCGCCCACCCUGUCAGCAGCCUGCUACCCACUUUCGCCCCAGAGAAACCGCAGGAGGCUCCAGGGUGCCAGGGCAGGAGAGGGGUGCCAGGGACAGGGGAUUUGCCCCAGCCCAGUCACCCACAGGGGUCUUCAACGGGGGCAGCCUGAACGGCUCACCUUAACCCUCUGACCCCUGGUGCCCAAGGUGCCCAAGUCCAGCCGGUCAGGAGGGCGGCACGUGGAGACACAGGCACUCCCGCUCCUUCUGAUUCUAGGGGCUGCUUGUCUCCAGUGGGCAGGUGAGACCCUAGGUUUGGGCCGAGAAGUGGAGUGCCAGCGUGUGGCCCCUGCACUGAGGCGGGCAGGCUGCUGGAUGCCCUUGGGUAGGAACAAAGGGCAGAGGGGAGGCCGGGGGCCAGCGGGCCCUGAAGACUGCUGGGCCGCCUGGGCCUCCCCACUCUGCCCCUGCGCCACCCCAUAUUCUUUCCGGGCCCUGCCUGGGAGCCCUAAGCUGGCGCCCCAGGAGACAGAGAGUGACAGCAGCCCCCAGCACGCAGGGCAGGGCCCUCGGUCCGGGCCCUGGGAAAGGCAGUGAAAGAGUCCCCGAGGAGUGAGGGUAAGUGAGGGGGGACACAGGCAGACGGGCUGCCCCCUACAGAAGGUGUCCCUGAUCAAAGCCUAGAACGAGUAGACCCCAUGAGGGGAUUGUUUCCGCACACCUUCUUGUGUUGGUGGGCAGAGCAUCAGGCGAGCCCGUGCCUCAAAGACCAGUAAUGUUUCUCUUCUCUGAAUGCUGGGGAGGCGUGGCCCCUGAGGAGCGCUGGAGCUCCGCCCCUCAGGUCUGCCCGCUACUCCACGGCCUCCAGGCCAGAACUUCAGAGGCGUCAGGCCGGCAGCACCGGGCAGGAGGGCCCUUCGGGGGCCCAGGCUACAAGACCCCAUCGUGCAUGACUGGGGGACCUGGGCAUUCCCGUACCCUCCCAGAUGGCUCCAUGCCCCGCCACUGGCCACGCCUCGUCCCGUGCCCUCCCCACCUCCAGCACUGCCCGCCCUCCCCCCACUGCAUCACCGGCACUUUUAAUGCCCUUGUUGUAUUUAUCUAUCCUGGUAAUACACUUUUCUGUAACA